UUACCCGUUUUGGUUGACUUGUGUUGACCUAGCCGAGUGACUCGGUUUUUACUAUACUGCCCUUGGCUGCACAACCUUUUAUCAGUCGAUCCCCACCGCCGGCGGCCAUCGUCCCCGGCGUUCAUCUCCGUCCGCCGGCGUGCUCCUCGCCCCGCAUCAGCUUCGUCCGUCGCGGGCUCGCGGCUCUCCGGCAGCAUCAGCCUCACCCCGCCGUCCCUCGUCCCGGCUGCCUUGUCCCUCCUCGCCCAUCGCCGACGAGAAGGUGACUGACUGUUCCAAAGUCCCCAACAGUUAGCUUGACUAUUCUGCUGUUCAGCUCAGACGCCAUGACUUGCAGUUGACCUCCACUCUGCACAUCUGCAAGGGAAGAAUGACUAGUGGAAUGGAGCCCGUUGAUGACUCAGAGUGGGAGGAAGUUAGCUCCAUCAACAACUACGCGCUGUUCAUGGGACACAUGUCUAUGGCCGUCAAGGGGCUAGGUUAUCUUCUUGUUUUAUGGACCACUGUUAUCCUUCUUGGUGGCUUCGUCUCCAUACUGGGGAAGAAGGAUUUUUGGUGUCUCACAAUAAUUACCCUUGUCCAGACCGCUGGAGUCUCCGACAUCUUUCUGAACGAAAAGCUACGAUAUACUUGGAGGUCGUUUUUAGGCUUUUUCUCAGCUACGGAUACAUUGGAAACGGAAAGGGGUGCCAUUAGCUGGUUCUAUGGCCGAUCACGGUCACGCUCCUACUACCUGAACAACCUAGUAGUAGUUGUCAUAUGGCUGCUCCAUUUGUUCGUGUUUGCCACCAUCAUCUGCCCUCUAGCGGUGCUCUACAUGUUUGGGCUGAUCAUCACCACUGCCAUAUCCGCGUGUCGUCUGAUACAGCAUGACUACGGGGGUGAGGUCAACAAUGGCGGCGCCAACCUGAAAUCUGCGCUGAAGUUCGUCUACUCCAUCGCCUUGCUCCAGGGUGUGCUCUUCUGUUACCGGUUCACAUUGUGCUAUGAGCAGAAAAGGCUGGUGGAUUUGGUGGUUAACAAAUAUCGCUUUGUUACUAGUUUGAGCGAGUCAGUGAUGGCGUACAUGCAAGAGACGAUGAUCGGGUGUGAGAAGGACCCGUCAUUCGUCAAAGGAAGGAACCUGGUCACAUAUGCCGUCGGUUUAACCAAGUCUGGAUCCCCUGAUGGCUUCCUCUCUGGGGUGAGGAUCCUGGACUCCCUCCUGAAUACGCCAAUGUACAAGUACAAUUUCUUUCUCGAGGUUGAGGUCGAGGUCGAAGAGCAGAAAGCAAUGGUAAAGCAGCUCCUCCUAUCGGCAUCCUACAGCCAAGAUGGCGGCCUGCACACACUGCUGCAGUCACUUGAUUGUACGAGGGCAUACAAUGCCGAGGCGAGGGAGCACGCUGCAAGGAUCGUGGCGCACCUUGCUGGUGACCUCCACCUGGAGCAGUUUCCACAAGGGAUCCAUUGCAUAGCUUCUCUGCUCGAAGGUCCCCCUAAGGAUUGUGAUGGCAACAUCCCUGUAAAUUACCGAGAACUGAUGCUGCAGGGCCUGAGUAUCCUCAUGAAGCUCGCUGCACACGAGGACUGUCAGCGAUCCAUCAACAAGACGGAGGGCCUGCUAGCCAAGAUCAUGGCGCCUCUGCGGUCUGGCCUGCUCAACCACAACGAUGACCCUAAUAGUGCGUGGUUCAGAACAGUGCAUGCUUCGAUGGUUGUGAUUCUCCGGCUUGUGGAUGCUCCUGGCCAGACUGGCAAGGAACUCCGCCGCAAAAUCUCAGGAGACGUGGAAGCCAUGGCUAGUAUGGAGAGGAUUCUAGGUUGCCAAGGAUGUGGGCUCGGAUCGUUCCAUGAUAGUUCCCUGUUUAUGCAAGCAUUGGACAUUUACACACGAAUGCACGAGCACACGCUUUCUAACAUAGUGACGAGGGAAUAUUUCAUUGAGAAAUUGUUACUCAUCUUCACUCACAAAGUUUAUAAGGAGGCCAACAUCAUUUUUGGGUUGGCAGUGGUAGGUGAAAAGCUUGCGACGCUAUGUUCCCAUGGCAAAGCAAAUGCCAAGUUAAUCUUACAAGUGAAAGAUGAUGUCGUUGGUGAUCUCACAAAAAUACUUGUACAAGACAGAUAUCCCAAGGAAUACAGAAUAAGCGCCGCGCAAAUCCUCGAGCAGCUGUGUGUUCAUCACACUGAUGAUGAUGAAUAUAUCCAGAGCCUCAAGGAAGCCUUAAAGGUUAAGAGUCCAGAGGUGCUUGUGAGAACACUUCGUGCCGAAUCUGUGGACAGACAAAUGCUGGCGGCAGUUUUAUCUCUGAUUGUGACGAUGACACGAAACUUAAUGGAUGCUGAAGAUUUGCCUCCUCUUAUCGAUGCAAUUAACAGGGCAGCCAACGGCUUCAGCAUCUUAACGGAGCUCCAAUCGAUGGUCACAAAGCUGUCAAUGAAGAGUAAGGUGACUAUAGUGAACAGAUUGAACACAUUGAAGCUUAUCACUGAGAUAUUCAUACUAAUCGUUAGACAUGGAAGCCGUUACACCGUAGAAGAAGCAGAGAACUUGAUUAAAUCACUGUCGAAGGCUGCGAGGAACAUGUCGGAAAUCGAGGACAUCAUGGUUAUCUCUGGCUGUAGCAGCAGCCUAAAGACUCUUGGUUCCCUCGUGAAAGAAGCUGAGGAACUCCUGCCUAGAGCAAGGGCAUCCGAAAUGGAAGUGAUAAUUGAGCAUCCUAGCUGUGUCAAUCGAAAUCAGAUUAAUUAAAUCGUACAUAAUCUGUAUUAUUUUAAUCCAUACCCUCAUUGGAAAACUGUGUGCCGGGGAAAUCUGAUAAUCGAUCUGAAAACCGAAAUUAAAAAUUACUCGUGCCGGUCAGUAAUAAAAUCAAAGUGAAAAUCGGCCUUUAAUCAUCUGAGGCCAAUGUAUAGUAUUUUUUUUCUUACACUUUUGUACAUUCCAUUUUGCUGUUCUUCUCUUCUUUUUUUCUACUCUUUCCCAAUCAUGUAACAAUGUAACUUAUCAUUUCUAUCAAUGAAAUGGCUAUAAGGUAGAGCUGGCUCUACGUUCUUAUGUUUA
Messenger RNA from Oryza sativa Japonica Group (Japanese rice), 3046 nucleotides. RefSeq lists its product as uncharacterized. The record is from RefSeq and is a predicted model, not a curated record. NCBI's taxonomy places the organism in Eukaryota, Viridiplantae, Streptophyta, Magnoliopsida, Poales, Poaceae.